Synchiropus splendidus (mandarinfish) is the source of this 3005-nucleotide messenger RNA. It is a transcript of the gene slc29a4a, whose product is annotated as solute carrier family 29 member 4a. Gene Ontology annotation, molecular function: nucleoside transmembrane transporter activity; monoamine transmembrane transporter activity. Gene Ontology annotation, biological process: nucleoside transmembrane transport. The coding region runs from base 541 to 2091 and encodes 516 amino acids. Gene Ontology annotation, cellular component: plasma membrane. The record is from RefSeq and is a predicted model, not a curated record. The transcript has 11 exons. Lineage: Eukaryota; Metazoa; Chordata; Actinopteri; Syngnathiformes; Callionymidae.
CUUCACCAGGCUGGAAGGGGGCGCGCGCGCGCGUACACACACACACACACACACCUCGACGCUGCUGAGGUUGAAAAACAUGUGACACAAUUGCUAAUCAACGACAAACAGGAGGGAAGAGACAGACAGGCAGACAGGAGGGGACAGACAGACAGCUGCUUGGAUUACAGAUGUGAAUCUCGGGCGCCUCCAGACAUGAACAAGUGAAGCCAGAGUGAACGUUACUGACAUUCGGUGGAGCCGUGAGAUGGUGGUUUCUAAAAACAACAAAGCUGAGCAGACAGAAGCGCCUCCCCCUCCUCCUCCCCCCUCCUCACCCAUCCAUCCAUCCGCGCUUCCUCUCCUCCUCGGCUGGUGCUGCUGCUGGACGGAGCAGGCGGCAGAACGCCAGAACCGGAGCUUCCGUCGGAUGGACCUUGCCGCGAGUGGGACCGGAGCAGAGAGACAGUGACCGAGGCAGCUGCGGCAGCUCCUCUCUCUCUCUCCUGUGACUGGACAUGACCGCUCUCCCAGGAGCCAGGAGCCGCUAGAAUCCUCCAGAUGGACUCACUGGGAGCGGAGCGCCGCCGGACAGAGGGCUGGCGAGAGCGCGGCGUGGUGCAGAGCUUCAGCUUCGACUCAUCCCAGCUGGAGGAGGAGGAGGAGACCAGCAAGAAUGGGGCGGAGCCAGGCGUGCUGGCUCUGUGCCAACCAGACCUGCAGGAGCCUGUCCCCGAGGACCGAUACCAUGGCGUCUACUUCGCCAUGCUCCUGGCCGGCGUGGGCUUCCUGCUGCCCUACAACAGCUUCAUCACCGGCGUGGACUACCUGCACCACAAGUUUGAAGGCUCCUCCAUCGUCUUCGACAUGAGCUUGACCUACAUCCUGGUGGCUCUGCUGGCCGUGGUCCUCAACAACGUACUGGUGGAGCGCCUCAGCAUGCACACCAGGAUCACAGUGGGCUACCUCCUGGCACUGGGGCCCCUGGUGUUCGUGGGCGUCUUCGACAUCUGGCUGGAGAAGUUCAACAGGAGUCAGGCCUACAUCAGCGACCUGGUCUCGGUGGGGGUGGUGGCCUUCGGCUGCACAGUGCAACAGUCCAGUUUCUACGGCUACAUGGGGAUGCUGCCCAAGAGGUACACACAGGGGGUGAUGACCGGAGAGAGUACGGCUGGCGUCAUCAUCUCUCUGUCUCGCAUCUUCACCAAGCUGCUGAUCAAAGACGAGAGGAGGAACACGCUCAUCUUCUUCCUCAUCUCCAUCAGCAUGGAGAUGCUCUGCUUCCUGCUGCACCUGCUGGUGCGCCGCUCGCGCUUUGUGCGCUACUACACCAGCCAUGCCCCGGGCCGGAGCUGCCCCAGAGGUCACGACCCGCGAGAGCCCGGGACCGGGUACCGGGUCCACCACGACGUCUCUGCUGAGGAGGUCAAAUUUGGCAACGGGGCCACACCCUCCACUGGAGAAGAAGGGGCCGAGGACUUCGCGGGCGGGACCUAUGUGAGGUUUGACGCUCCCAAGGCCAGUAUCAGGCGGAGCUGGCCGGGGGUCCGAGACAUGAUCCUGCACCGAUACGUGGUGGCCCGGGUCAUCUGGGCCUACAUGCUCUCCAUCGCAGUCACCUAUAGCAUCACCCUCUGCUUGUUCCCCGGACUGGAGUCGGAGAUAUGGAACCCCACGCUGGGAGAGUGGCUGCCCAUCCUCAUCAUGGCCACCUUCAACAUGUCCGACUUCGUGGGCAAGAUUCUGGCGGCGCUGCCCUACGACUGGUCCGGGGGCCACCUGCUCCUCGCCUCCUGCCUGCGGGUGGUCUUCAUCCCGCUCUUCGUCAUGUGCGUGUACCCGUCCGCUGCCCCCACCCUGUCUCACCCCGCCUGGCCGUGCCUCUUCUCUCUCCUGAUGGGCGUCACCAACGGGUAUUUCGGGUCGGUGCCGAUGAUCCAGGCAGCAGGGAAGCUUCCGCCAGAGCAGCGAGAGCUGGCUGGCAACACCAUGACUGUCUCCUACAUGACGGGCCUGAUGUUCGGCUCGGUCGUGGCCUACGCCGCCUACAGCUUCACCGCCCACGGACACAGGCCGCACUUCCCUUGUCUCGCCAACGGCACGGAGCACUGAAGCGGCUGGCGGUGUGUGGAGGGCAGGCAGACAUGUAGCAGGCCUCCGCGGCCUCCCGACAUUUGCAUGUGUCACUCGCUUCUCUAUUCACCCAGCAGAGCUGAAAUAAGUGAAACAAUGUGCCAAAAAUGACUGACUCCCUUUCCUGAACUUCGCCUGGGUUCCUUCCGAGCAUCGCUGCUGUUGGUGUUGAACACCUGCAGGAGGUGAAGGCCAAGCGUAGGUCCGACACUGUGACAAGAUCUGUGAAUGUACCUUCAGAGAUUUGACCCUUUUGACCCCGUCUCUCGGCCCAUGGUUUGUCAGUGUAUCAGCCAGAUCUGCACACUUUGGUUUUUAGUCUCUCGUUGAUCCUUUUUCUAACCCAAGUCUGUGUCAUGUUCGACCCCAUUGUAUCACACAGUUGAAUUCCAACUGUUUAAUCGCCUUAUUUUCCAUUCUUGGGUGUGUUGUGUUUCUCUUAUUUACUGUGUUUGACAAGUUUGUUCAAUUAGAAAGUAAAGAAAUGUCGACAUUCACGUCAUUUUUCAUUCAUUAUUGUCAAGUUCAAACACACACUCACACUCAUUUACUCAUUGUGCGGGAAAAGAAUGAGUGAACGGUGAGUGAACACAGUCAUGUCCGAGGAGCAGAGGAAGUGACGACACUCUGCGGCUGGUGAAGGUCUUCGCAGGUAUCCAGCAGAUGGCGCUGUUCCACUUCGUAAACCACUUGCGCCUCGUCCGGUCAAGUCCAACCAAAACGGCACAGAAUUUCCGUUCAUAAAUGGGUGCACGGCUUCGUGACGUCACACUCCAUCUUCACGUUUCUUCGUCUUCAUUGAAUCGCAUCCAUGUCUGGGCCCAAUAUAUUUAAGAGCUUCUGGGUGAAAAUAUUGUUCACCAUCUCAGUUAUUUUUAUUUGCAUCUUUAUUA